Sinocyclocheilus grahami is the source of this 4870-nucleotide messenger RNA. It is a transcript of the gene myo16, whose product is annotated as myosin XVI. Bases 17 to 4831 code for a protein of 1604 amino acids. Gene Ontology annotation, cellular component: myosin complex; perinuclear region of cytoplasm; nucleoplasm. The transcript has 33 exons. Gene Ontology annotation, biological process: phosphatidylinositol 3-kinase/protein kinase B signal transduction; neuron projection morphogenesis; negative regulation of G1/S transition of mitotic cell cycle. NCBI's taxonomy places the organism in Eukaryota, Metazoa, Chordata, Actinopteri, Cypriniformes, Cyprinidae. The record is from RefSeq and is a predicted model, not a curated record. Gene Ontology annotation, molecular function: cytoskeletal motor activity; ATP binding; actin filament binding.
AAGGUCAACCAGUGUGAUGCUCACAGUACGACUGACAGAUGAUGGGGAGGGUUGUUUUCAGCUAUGUAACGUGUUCAGGCAGAACAUGGAGAUAGACCAGUGUCUGCUGGAGUCUCUGCCGUUGGGCCAGCGUCAGAGGCUGGUCAGACGCAUGCGUUGCGAGCAGCUGAGGGUCUACUACGAGCGCGAGCGGACGCUACAGAAGCAGAGCUUCCCCAAGCCCCGGUCCACCAACCGCAAAAAACAAAGAAUCAGCUUCACGCUUUCAGACGUCAUCCAGGACACCAUCAUACGACACGAUGACAAAGAGGUGCUGAGGCUGCUGAAGGAGGGAGCUGACCUGAACACAGUGAUUUCCUCAGGAGGAUCUCUGCUCCAUCUGGCUGGAGUCAACGUGCUCCUGCAGGAUGUGAACGGGAACAUUCCACUCGACUACGCCACAGAGGGCACGGAAACCAGCUACAUCCUCAUCAGACACCUGGAGGAGAAUAUCAACGUGCUCCUGCAGGAUGUGAAUGGCAACAUUCCACUCGACUACGCCACAGAGGGGACGGAAACCAGCUACAUCCUCAUCAGACACCUGGAGGAGAAUGGAGUGGACAUGAGCUCUUUGCACCAGAUGAAGACCCAGCGCUCAUCCACCAUGUUGUCUGACGUGAGGCAGCUGGUCAGCAGCGGGGGGAGCGUCAAUCAACAGAAUGAUGACGGGGUCACGCUGCUACACAUCGCCAGUGCCAGUGGUUAUAAGGAGGUGGUGUCUCUGCUGCUGGAGAACGGGGCAGACGUCCAGGUGUCUGACAACAACUACUGGACACCCUUACAUCUGGCUGCCAAAUAUGGGCAGACCCACAUUGUGAGCCAGCUGUUGAAGCACAAAGCAGAUCCUACUCUCCUGAACUGCAACCAGGACAAGCCCUCAGAUUUGACUGCUACUGAGCAGAUUGCAGAGAUGCUGAUGAGAGCAGAGGAAUUCUGGGUACAGAGACAGACAGACCCCUCGGCUCCGCCUCCACAAUCAGAAGAGCACUGCACAGAGGUCAACCAGGACAGCAGCCUGCCUGUAAAGAAAUUGGCUACUAUGGCUCUACCCAUCUCUAGGAGGGACAGUUUGUUGGAGAAGGAGGCCAUGUUCAGGGACUCGGGAGGAGCUCUGACACGGCAGCCUUCACUUGAUAACGGGCUGGAUGGAUCAUAUCCCAGUGCUGCAGGAAAACUGGAGCAGGUGAAACUAAUGCCUCCUGCUCCUAAUGAUGACCUGGCAUCCCUCAGUGAGCUCACAGACAGCAGCCUGCUCUAUGAGAUGCAGAAGCGGUUUGCUAACGACCAGAUAUAUACCUACAUUGGACACAUUCUUCUCCUUAUUAACCCUUAUAAGGACCUGCCCAUCUACUCCAAUCUCGUCAGUCAGUUGUACCUGAGCUCCAGUGGUCGUCUGUGUUCCUCUCUCCCGCCUCAUAUCUUCUCUUCAGCUGAGCGAGCUUAUCACAUGAUGCUGCAGGAGCGACGCCCACAGUGUUUUAUCAUCAGUGGAGAGAGUGGUUCUGGGAAGUCUGUGGCCUGUAAGCACAUCCUGAAACACCUGGCUGCUCGCUCAAGUCCCAAAGGCUUCGCUUUAGAGCCACGAAUGAAGCAUGUGAAUGUGAUCUUGGAAGCUUUUGGUCAUGCUAAGACUCCGAUAAACUCCUCAGCAAGCCGUUUCAUCAAGCUGAUCUCACUGCAGUACUGUGAGAAGAGAAAGACUCUACUCAGAGGCCGUCUGUACACUUACAUGCUGGAGAAGUCGAGAGUAAUCUGCGCUCCACUGCAUCAGCAGAACUUUAACAUCUUCUACUUAAUGGCUGAGGGGCUUUCAGCAGAGGAGAAGAGCAAUCUAUAUCUAAACAAUGUCCUAGCCCACAGGUGUAUGAGCACAGCUGCUCCCGGUGAAACUCCUGCAGUAGCUACAGCGUGUCUUCAGAGCAGAGAGAAGCUCUCGACCCUUAAACAGGCUCUGCGUGCUCUCGGCUUCAACAGACUGGAGUUGGAAAAUUUGUUUGUGGUCCUCUCUGCGCUGCUGCACUUGGGAGACGUGCGCUUCACCGCCCUGACCGACGCUGACACUGCAUUUGUGUCUGACUUACAGCUGCUAGAUAGAGUGGCUGGGAUGUUGCAGGUGAGCUCUGAAGAUCUAGGCUCUGCCCUCACCUCUGAUGUGCAGUGUUUCAAAGGUGAUGUCAUAACAAGGCGCCACACCGUUGAAAUGUCCAACCAUCACAGAGAUCUCUUGGCGAAAGCUCUGUACGGACGACUCUUCAGCUUCUUGGUCAAUAACAUUAACUUUUACCUCCAAGGCCAUGAAGAAAGCACUGGUGAUCCUGCCCUUGAGAUAAGCAUCCUGGACAUCUUUGGCUUUGAGGAAUUCCAGCGCAAUGGUUAUGAAAAGCUGUGCGUGAACAUGGUGAAUGAACGGAUCAGGCAGUUCACCGCAGACGUGCUCUUCCAGCAGGAGCGACAGGAAUGUCUGCAGGAGGGGGUUGCCAUGGAGACGCUACGCUCCCUCGGCAACCAGACAGCGGUGCUGGACUUCUUCUUCCAGAAGCCUCAGGGUGUGCUGUGUAUCAUUGAUGAGGAGAGUCAGUCCCUCAGGCCAUGUGAAGUCAAACUUUAUAAGCGACUGCAGAUACAGCUGGAUUCCUCUGGUACAGACGCCGUCUCACUCACGACUAAGGAUGGCAAUGGGAACCCCCCACCCAAAGACCAGGGGCCAUCAUUUACCAUCACUCACUAUGCCGGCAAGGUGACCUAUGACCUGACCGGCUCACUGGACAAGAACAAGGAUGUUCUUCCCCAAAACAUCUUGUUUGUUAUGAAAACAAGUGAGAACGUGCUCAUCCAUCAAAUGUUCCAGUGUAAGCUGACUCAGACGGGCUCAUUGGUUCCCCACCACCAGCGACUGAAGCUCCGCGGGCCCAAAGGCACUCUGCUUAACAAGAGCACUACGCUAGAUCCUGCCAGAGACGCCAAGAAAUAUGUGGAAUUGAACAAGCUCCUGAAGAAAAAGGGAGCGACGUCCUUCCUGCAGAGACUGGAGCGUUGUGGACCGGUCACUGUGGCAGUGCAGCUUAGGAACUCUCUUUGUGAGAUCACCAGUAAGCUGCAAGCGUGUACGCCUCACUUUGUUCAGUGUGUCAGGCCCAACAACGCCGGGAAGCCUGACGUGUUUGACAGCUUCCACGUGUCCUCACAGCUCCAGUAUGUGGGAGUUCUGGAGAUGGUCCGCAUGAUCCGCUAUGGAUACCCAGUCCGCCUGUCUUUCACCAGCUUCCUGAGCAGGAACACAAAAGCCACCGCAGCAGAUGCUGAGAAGUCAUCCGGACUCCAGCGGUUCCUGCAGGGAGCAGAGGACUUGAGUAUGCGUGCCUACGACAGCCUGGUCAUCCAAAACGCAGCCGAUAUUGCACGAGAGAACGACCGCCUCCGGGGUCACAUCAGUGCUCCACCACUAGGUGAACGACCGGAACCUAAUCAUAAUGCAAUGGACAUGAAACUUGUCAGCCUGGUACGAGGCGGCCACUGCUUAGGCCUUAUCCAGCGAGCAGCAUCUGCAGAUGGUCCCCAUUCUUCUGUGCUAAGCCUCUACCCCUGUCAGGAUGAGGAGGAUGUGUAUAUCGAGAUGGUGGGGGCCUCAAGAGUCCUCAGCCUGGCUGACUCCCACAGUCCUGAACUGGGAGAGGCAGUAUACGAGGAAAUGAAAUACUUCCCACCUGACGAGGUGGGGUCAGUUCCAGUGGCCAAGCCUGAAACUGUCAAUCCCGCUACCACUACCCUACCUGCCCCAGUGCUGGAAGUCAAGAGGCCCGUGACAUUGAUAGAGCACUCUGGCACACUCGGAGGAAAGCAGCAGGGCAAGGAUGGGACGGCAUGUGACAUUCCAGCACCAUUCCCCAACCUCCUUUCACACCGUCCCCCACUUCUAGUCUUCCCCCCAUCCCCUGUCACCUGCUCUCCGGCCUCGGAUGAGUCCCCCCUCACCCCCCUGGAGGUGAAGAUGCUGCCUGUGUUCGAGACUAACCUCAACUACACCAGCCAAGAUGGGGGCAGCCCACUCUCACCCCAGUACAUCCGUCAAAGAGCUGACUCCUCACCGAGUCUUUCUGUCUUAAUGGCAGACAAGUCCACGCCGCCCUUGACUCCUCCUCCCCCUCCAGCAGCACUUCCACCUCCUUACCGCCCCCCAUCCCACUUCCCCUUUCCCCCUGAACCAAACUUAUUGGCCCUGACACGUGCAGCUUCUGUAGCUACCACCGAUUCCCCCAAAGUAUCCCAUAAAAUAGGACACGGUCUGGCAGAGACACCCCUAAUCAAUUCCAAGCCUCCCUUCUCCCCAGUAAAGACCUCACGGCCAGAGCCCCGCAGAGCUCAUUCCUGCACCUCCUCACCUCUGCUCUUCAAUCCUGCCAAUGGGAGACCCCUCACCAGCCCUCUGGACGAGCUCAGCACCCUUUUCAGCUCAGGGCGCAGCCUGCUCCGCAAGUCCACCACUGGAAGAAAGAUCCGUGACAGCGGACUCUCAAAUUCCAACAUUAACCUGCCAGGUCAAGAGGAUCAAGGCCCCAUCUCUCCAUCAGCACAUUUACAGGACAAAAAUGCCAACAACCACAUCUCACCCAACUCGUCAAACCCAGCACCCGUAGAGAACGGCAACCAGAUCUCCAAUGGGACAUUGGAAGACGAGGAACAUCCAAAGUCAAAUGCAUCCAGCAGCUCGGCAUUACACAGGCACAUGGACAGCCACCACACUCAGAGGGGUCACCUCAACUUCUCGCCCUUUGGUGCAGGGGCGGCGCUGUAGGCUGGGGGGCUGAAUGAGCCCUCAGGCCUGUGUAGGGAU